Messenger RNA from Salarias fasciatus (jewelled blenny), 2655 nucleotides. It is a transcript of the gene immt, whose product is annotated as inner membrane protein, mitochondrial (mitofilin). The transcript has 15 exons. NCBI's taxonomy places the organism in Eukaryota, Metazoa, Chordata, Actinopteri, Blenniiformes, Blenniidae. Gene Ontology annotation, cellular component: MICOS complex. The record is from RefSeq and is a predicted model, not a curated record. Bases 139 to 2400 code for a protein of 753 amino acids. Gene Ontology annotation, biological process: cristae formation.
UCCAGCCGCUCUCCACCGCCUGAGCACCCAGGAACCAGAAGAAGGCAGGAGACAGCCGGCCCGGGAGCAGGACCGCCGUGGACCCGUGUCUCUGACCCAUUCUGCCGCGGAGCUGAACCGAACCGUCCGUCCGGCACCAUGCUGCGGGCCUGUGUCCGAGGAGCUAACGCUGCAGCCCGGAGGAACCUGUGGAGAACCCCUGUCCAGUCCCGGGGCUACAGUUCAGGAGAACCCAGCGGAGCUGCAAAGGUGGUGGCUGCGUCCCUGCUGACGGUGAGCGGCGGCGUCGGAGGGACCAUCCUCUACGCCAAAUGGGACCCCAAGUUCCGGGCGGCGGUGGAGAAGAACGUUCCGUACUCGGACCAGAUCCUGGGCCUGGCGCUGGGACCGGCCCCUCCGGACGGCGGGCCUGCCGUCAAGAAAGCGGUGGAGCCGGUCCAGCCCCCGUCCAUGAUGGACCGCCCAGCCAAGACCCCCAGGGCCAAGCCCGAGAAGACGGUGAAGGAGGCGGCGGAACCCGCAGAACCCAGUCCGGUCCAGAGCCCCCCUGCUCAGAGCCUGGAAGAAGCCCCUCCAGAGGCUUCGGCGGAGGCCUCACACAUCAUCUCGGCCAUCAGCGAGGUUCCCUCGGUCCCUGCUCCGUGUGACACAGAGGCAGCAGUCAAAGAGGAGUGCGCAGAGUGCCAUGAGCAUGAAGCCCCGCCCACAGAGGCUCCGGCCGAGCCGCUGAAGGAGCGACCGGUGGAGGAAGUGACGGCUCGACUGGCUCAGCAGGACCUGGAGGAGCAGGACGCCGUGGCAGCCCUGUCGGUGAGCCUGGAGGAGUCCCUGGCCAGCUCUGCUAAAGCCACCCUCCAGGCCAUGGGCGCUCAGGAAGCCGCCCUCCAGGCCGUCUCGCAACACACACUCAAGCUGAAGGAGGCCAUGGAGGCCGAGGUUCCACCUCAGGAGAAGUCCGAUCAGUGGAAGGAACUGGAAGGAGCUCUGGCUGAUAGAACGUCUGCUGAGAACGACGCCAGAGAGGCUCUGCUGAAGGCCAAUGAAGCGCUGGACGGCCUCAGGGCGCUCAUCGACCGUUCUAAAGGGCUGAAGAUCUCUUCGGCUCGUCCCCUCAUCCUGGCGGCGGAGGAGAACCUCCACAAGAUGGUGGUGGACCUGGACAAAGUGGUCACCAAGGUGCAGACUGCGGAGUCGGAGUCUAAGAUCGUGUCUCAGUACAGUGAACUGGUGAAAGAAGCCAAGCAGCAGUUCCAGAGGGAAGUGAGCAGCCUGACCCCUGACAUCCAGGCCAACUGGAAGAGUCUGACGGGGAAGCUGUCGACAGACGACCUGAACGCGCUCAUCGCUCACGCUCACCGCCGCAUCGACCAGCUGAACCGGGAGCUGGCCGAGCAGCGGGUCCGGGAGCAGAUCCACAUCGACGCGGCUCUGGACCAGCAGAAGCUGGAGGACCAGAAGGCCAUGGAGACGGCGGUGAACACGGCCCUGCAGCACGUCCGGGAGGAGGCCCGGCUGGAGCAGGAGAGGAAGCUGGCUGAGCUCAGGGAGGUGAUGGAGGCGGAGAUGAGGACUCAGCUGAGGCGCCAGGCGGCCGCUCACACAGACCACGUCCAGGAUGUCCUGAAGGUCCAGGAGCAGGAGCUGAAAUCAGAGGCCGAGCAGGUCCUGAACAGUAAGACUCUGGAGCUGGAGACGCGCUACCGUCAGCUGAGCCAGGAGCAGCUGGAUAACUUCACCCUGGACAUGAACACGGCGUACGCUCGGCUGAAGGGCAUGGAGGAGGCCAUCGACAGUCACGUGGUGGCGGAGGAGGCGGCGCGCUCGGCUCACCAGCUCUGGCUGUCGGUGGAGGCGCUGAGCUACGCCCUGAAGACGGCGGACGCCGAGACGCCCACCGUCCCCCUGGAGGCCGCCGCCCAGGCCGUGCGCCACAGCUGCCGGGACGACGAGUUCGCCCUGGCGCUGGCCGCCGCCCUGCCCGAGGAGUCGCUGCAGCGCGGCGUGUACAGCGAGGCGUCGCUGCGCGCACGCUUCUAUUCGCUGCGCUCGCUGGCUCGCCGCGUCGCCCUGGUCAACGAGACCCACAACUCCCUGUACCAGUACUUCCUGUCCUACCUGCAGGCCGCCCUGCUGUUCGAGAAGAAACUGGAGGCUCCGCCCGCCCAGCUGAGCGCCCAGGAUCUAGACCCCUUCAAGCUGCUGUCGUACGCCAGCUACUGCCUGGAGCACGGCGACCUGGAGCUGGCCGCCAAGCUGGUGAACCAGCUGCGGGGCGAGGCGCGCCGCGUGGUGGAAGACUGGCUGGCCGAGGCCCGCCUCACGCUAGAGACACGCCAGGCGGUCGGCCUGCUGUCCGCCUACGCCAACGCCGUGGGCCUGGGCACCACCCAGGCCCCGUAGGGCGCCGCUCGGUGUGGACACACACUCCCCACAGACUCUGAGAGUCCAGGAAGUGAUGCCGCCGGCUCACACGCCGAUGCCGGGAGGCUCCGGUAACGGCAGGCAUUCUUUUGAAAGUGUAAUUUAUGCUUCCCCUCUGCCCGGGACGGUCAGUUCACUAAGAUUUGCACCUUUUAUUUAACCAUUGAAGACGAGUCGUCUGCUUUCUGUGUCGCCUGCACUCAGCCAACGUGGUUCAAUAAAACAUGGAGUCCA